Molecule: messenger RNA, 4538 nt
Organism: Aquila chrysaetos chrysaetos
Lineage: Eukaryota; Metazoa; Chordata; Aves; Accipitriformes; Accipitridae
Gene: CMKLR2
Product: chemerin chemokine-like receptor 2
Exons: 4
Coding region: 1698-2750 (350 amino acids)
Biological process (GO): phospholipase C-activating G protein-coupled receptor signaling pathway; positive regulation of cytosolic calcium ion concentration; inflammatory response
Cellular component (GO): plasma membrane
Molecular function (GO): G protein-coupled receptor activity; complement receptor activity
Source: RefSeq, a predicted model, not a curated record
UGAAAGAAUAGGUGUAGGCAGCUGAAGUCCUGAAGACGUGUGGCUCAGGUUCAUCUCUGUGCUUCAGGUUUCUGUGAACCUAGGCUGGUUAGGCUUUGGGCAAUUUUUGAGACUUCUGACCCAAUCUGUAUGUUGUAAAUUAGAUGCGUAAGAGUAAAUUCUGGCUUCCCUUUUGAGGGCUUCCCUCCUAAGACCUCUUGAAGUGAUUCUGUAGUUCCUGGUAAUUUGUGAGGUGAAAAAGUACAAAUUGAUUAAUCCCUAUAGCAGUACUAAAGAUUGUGAAAUAUGUAGUGAAACAACUAUAGUUUGCAUAGCCACAUUUUUGUUUCUGUAAUCUCUGUAGUUCUCUCUGAAUUUUUUUUUUCCAAACGCUGGCAUUCCUUUGUACGGGAGGAGACAGCACUUUGGCUAAAAUGGAAAAAUACUGUUGUCAAGUUGGCUGUUCAAUGACUAUAAUCUUUAGCACUCAGUGACAUAUCAGAAGGUUUGUUGUUAAGAGACGCUCUGAAAAUUCCGUGGUUUUCAAGUGUUAUCUGAGCAGCAGCUAUAAUAUCUUUUUUUAUUGUCAUAUGAAUACAAAAUGUGAAUAGCUGUGGUCUGAAAGUUAUGUAGAAAAUCAUUCCUACUUAUUUGUGAAAAAUGAGAAAAAAUGCAAGUAUAAAAGCAAAAUCUAUGGGGAAAAAAAAGACUAUUUCUAAUAGUAUUUUUUCCAGGUAUCAUUCUUCAUAAUAAAAAAUAUAUCUUUUUCUUUCCCUUCCUUGUAAAUUAUUCUCCAAUAUUCGUGAUUUCAUAGAAUGUAACACCCUGCUGACUUUGUUUGUAGGAGUUACAUGAUGUGCUGCUUUUAAAGAUCCUGCUUGAACUCCUAUGUGUAUACACUCAUAUAUAUAUACAUAUACACAUAUAGCAAUUCAUUUUUAUGUUUGUGUGUUUUGACCUGACUAAAGUAAUAGAUAGAUGAAGGAUUUAGACUUCUGCAGAAUUACUGAAUUUCUUGAACACAUUAUACAUGAAAAUCUUCAGAUUUCUAAUAUCAGCAUAGAAAGAGGAUGUGGGCCUGCCUAAAUGAGCCAAGCCUCCCAUCAUCAGGUGGUUUGGUUUAAAUGUGUUGCUGAAGAGUUUUGUCGUAGUUGCUGACUAUGGUAUAUAGUGGGCACUUAAGCCACAAGUAAACAUUACAGCUUUACCAAAAGGAUAGGCGUGAAUAGUCAUUCGUUUCACAGGAAGGGAGGGAAUUACCCUUUUCCUGAUUGUCAGGUAGUUAAACUCUGUCUUUCCAGAGUGGAUUUUAAUCGAUGAGGUGUUAAUUCAAACAAUGAGGACAAAGGAGCAGUGAAGAUUUUUUCUUUUUUUUUUUUAAAAAAGAACAGACUGUAAACAGCUGAAUCCUCAAAAGUAUAGCUCUGGCAUAUUGCCAUACUUAAUGUAGAGUAAAAACUGCAAAACUUCAUUAACUUACCCUGUUGGAAAAGCACAAAUGACAUGGCAAAAUAAAAUACAACUUCCAAGUAGAAAAAGAAGACAUGGAAGCAAACAAGCUUUAUUAGAAGGCAGGCAGUAGCCAAGUGAAGCAGCUGGAAUCACACUGAAGUCACUCUGAACUCUGCAGAUCAUUCUUCCUUCUGCUGCAGAGCUCACAUCCCUGAUUUACAGUGCGUUUCAUUCCAAAGAGCUAAACAAGAAAGCAACUGUGCAACAUGACAUUUGAAGAUUUUGAGAACUACUCUUACUUCUAUGACCUGCCUGAGGAAGAUGAAUCACCCCAGUCCUCCCUCAGCAUUGCCCAUAUGAUUUCCCUUUCCUUUUAUAGUGUGGCAUUUCUGCUGGGAGUGCCAGGUAAUGCCAUUGUCAUCUGGUUUAUGGGCUUUAAGUGGGAUAAAUCUGUUUCUACACUUUGGUUCCUCAAUCUGGCCAUUGCAGAUUUCAUUUUUGUUCUCUUCCUGCCACUCUAUAUUACAUACGUGGCAAUGGGCUUCCACUGGCCUUUUGGGAAGUGGCUCUGCAAAAUGAACUCGUUCAUUGCACUACUUAAUAUGUUUGCCAGUGUUUUCUUCCUGACAUUCAUCAGCCUUGACCGGUAUAUUCGCCUAGUCCACCCAGUCUUUUCCUACAAGUAUCGGACUGUAAGAAACACCCUCAUUCUUAGUGGAAUCAUUUGGAUGUCAGCUGCAGUUAUUGGUGGCCCUGCCUUAUACUUUAGAGACACAGCUACAGUUCUCAACAAUGUCACCAUUUGCUACAACAACUUCCAUGUGCAUGACAGAGAACUUAUCUUGCUGACACAUCACAUUCUCAUUUGGGUGAGGCUUGCAUUUGGUUACCUCUUUCCUCUAGUGACCAUGGUCAUUUGCUACUCAUUGCUGAUUGUCAAAGUGAAGAGGAGAACUGUAUUGACUUCCAGCAGGCUUUUCUGGACCAUCAUUGCUGUAGUUGUAGCUUUUUUUGUUUGCUGGACACCAUAUCACAUAUUCAGCAUUGUGGAGCUGUCUGCUCACCAUGAUGAAAACUUGCAUGACUUACUGCAGGAUGGCAUUCCCCUCUCCACUGGCCUUGGUUUCAUCAACAGUUGCCUCAAUCCAAUCCUCUAUGUUCUGAUUAGCAAAAAGUUCCAGGCCCAGGUCAAGACAACAGUCUCUGAGGUGCUGAAAUUGGCACUGUGGGAGGUGAGCCGCUCAGGAACUGUCAGCGAGCAGCUGUGGAGCUCGGACAACACCCAUGCGCCUGUGCACUAUUGUGAAACUGCUCAGUGACUGCUCUUGUCACCAUCCCUCUCCAAAACAGCUGACAGGAGAUUUGGAGGUGUUCUUGACUUCACAUCUGCCAGUCAGAUGUGCAUCUUUGCAGAUACAGUUUUAUGUAAACAGCUGGCUUAAUUGCACUUGCUGCUUUCCUUGAAAGGUUUUUAAAGGACACAUCAUUUGGGUGUGGUGUACUUGCAAUGCACACACAGCCUGAACCGAAAGUUGUCAGCAUAAGUGGAAUUGCUCUAAUGGGGUUUUUGAUCAGGAAUGGUGUUGUAAUCCUGUUGUGUUGGUGCGAUUCCAUACCUCGUUGAUAUCAAUAGAGCACAUAAUAAAAGUAUUCCUCCUUGCUGUCACUGAUAACACUCUUGAUUGAGGCAUUCUCAUCAAAGAGGUUGUGGCCAUAUAUCAAUGGGUCAUGAGUCUCCUGAUUGUCUAGUAUUGCCUUAAGUAGGAAUCACCUAGCUACAUCCCAGCUAAGCAAAGCUAUCCGUGGCUCCACUCUGCGGCUGGAGAAGAAUCCCAAGACAGGGAACAUUGAAUCACUGCCUUCUCUUGUCAAAAAAAGAAAAAUAUGGAAAUAAAUUCUGUUUUUUCCCCAGCGCUCUUUUGUCUUAUAUUCAAGCAUAAGACAGGAGAUCCUGUGUUUCCUGGUCACUUAUUCUUGUGCUUUUAUUUUAUUCUUUAUGCACUUAUUCUGUGCUUUGUGCACCAAUUGGGUGCAAAAUACUGAGCAGACGUUUCAUGUAGGUAUUAGGUUCCUCUGAAAAGUGCAAAGAAUUAGUGAAAUGGUUUCUGACAGAAGCUGAGAUUAAAGGCCCCCUGCCACAAUUGUUCUUUUUCUAUGUUUAAACUUCCAGGCUCAAAAAGGUUUACAACUAUCAGUUGCUCUUUAUUGCUCUGUCAAACAAAGGUAAAGAAAUAACGUAACAUUUUGUUUGCCUUAAUGCCAAUCUUCAAAAAAUGGGCAGAGUGAAUUAAAUAAUAGUCUGUUGCAAGUCUGUAGCCAGAUUUGGACAACUUUACCAAAUGAGAGGCAAUGAGUACAUCCAGGAAAUGGAGUGCACUCCCAUAAGAAAGAUGAAGUAGUCCCAGUUAUGCUGUAUUCUGUUCCAACUUGUUGCUUGCUGUAGAAUCACACAUGCAUCAAUGCAGACAUAUAUGCUGAGUGGACCAAUUUAUGAUGCAAUACCACAUAACUUAACUUAAAGAGUUGAAUGUAGGAUAAAACUCCACUAGAAGUAAAAGCAUAAAGCUUUGGGUAAAUUUGAACAGGUUUUUCCUUGUUAUUGGCCUAGGUAUACAGAGUAAAACUGCCUUUCAAAUAAUCUACCUAGUUCCUAUGGCCUGCCAACACACAUAAGCAGCACUUAUACUGUAACUGAGGCCUUGUAUGUAAAUAUAUUUGCUUUUGUAUAAAAUAUAUAUUUAUAUAUGCAUGCAUAAGCACAUCCAGUAUUGGUAGCUGUACAAAUAGAAACAGUCUGACUGUGGUCUGUGACUGUUCCUUUGGGCUCUGGUUUCAGAGUUUGGGAGAGUCAGGCAGAAUCAGUGGAAUUUCAAUGUAUUUCAGUUUGGACUGGAAAGUUGGUAAGCAGCACUCUUCCCUUGAGUCAUUUGCUGCCUGGUACAUAGUGACUCAUCAUAGUAUUUUGGCACAGUGCUGCUGAAUGUGCCUAAAUCAAACAUUUUGCAGUUUUUCUUCACAUGUUCCCUGACAUCUUUCUAAGAAUGAUGUAUUAGUACUACUCUCCUGACUGUACUCCAAGUGAAGUAAUAAAUUUUUGUUGUUCCAAA